Messenger RNA from Periophthalmus magnuspinnatus, 5036 nucleotides. RefSeq names its product GLI family zinc finger 3 (gene gli3). Lineage: Eukaryota; Metazoa; Chordata; Actinopteri; Gobiiformes; Gobiidae. The coding region runs from base 428 to 5023 and encodes 1531 amino acids. Gene Ontology annotation, molecular function: DNA-binding transcription factor activity, RNA polymerase II-specific; RNA polymerase II cis-regulatory region sequence-specific DNA binding. Gene Ontology annotation, biological process: regulation of transcription by RNA polymerase II; smoothened signaling pathway. The transcript has 15 exons. The record is from RefSeq and is a predicted model, not a curated record. Gene Ontology annotation, cellular component: nucleus.
AGGGAGGAGUCAGGCGGGGGAAGGAGCAGCUGGAGUCCCAGCUCACUUCGCCCCUCUUCUCCUGGAAAAAGCGCUCCAAAUGUAAUAACAACUCUCCACGCGCUUCUCUGACGCCUCUGUUGUUUUUAGGCACAUCUGCGGUCUGCUUUCGGCAGAUUCUAUCGGCAGGCUCAUGGUUUUGGUCCGGCGGUGCUUGAACACGGCAGACUGUGAGAAGGAGGAGAAAGACGAACAAGAGGAAAAACUCUGGCAGCGCCGUUUUGGAGUUGGACUUGCAGCGUAAAAGAAAAAGUCCAGAGGCACAUCUGCAACUUCGCCAGAGCAGAAGAGUCUUUUGCCGAAGAUUCUUUUAGGACAAGAGCAAGCGGGGAAUCACCCUAAAACAAGUAUUCUGUCUCCAUGAGGUCUUGAGGAAUGAGCCAUCAUCAUGGAAACCCAAUCCCAGGCCAGUUCAGCAGCUGAGAAGAAGAAGAGGGUGGAGACCAUUGUAGCGACCAAAGGAUCAUCAGCGCGCAAUGACAUUAGCGAGAAGGCGGUGGCUUCGAGCACCACCUCAAAUGAGGAUGAGAGUUCAGGCCCACCUUACCAUCGUGAGAGGAGGAACGCCAUCAGCUCCGAGGCUCCUACAACAGGUGCCCCUGACCGGAGUGUGACCGAAGAGCCCUCCACAUCCACAGAAGAGCGUCCUUCUCAGCUGAAGAAGGAGCUGCACAGUGCCCUGCCCCACCUGCCCGAACAUGCGCUGCCAUACCGGGGCACCCUGUUCGCCAUGGACCCCCGAAAUGGCUACUUGGACACACACUAUUCCGCUCCACAGUUCUUCCCCACCUUCCACCCGCCUGUGCCCAUCGACGACAGACAUGCCCAAGGCCGGUACAUCUACGAGCCUUCCCCUGUGCCCCCGCUACAUGUGCCUCCGGUGCUAGCGGGAAGUCCGGCUUUCUCUGAUAUCUCCCUCAUCCGGAUCUCGCCCCAACGGAACCCUUCAGUGGGGGCGGAGUCACCCUUUCACCCUCCGCACCCCUACAUCAACCCCUACAUGGACUACAUCCGCUCACUUCACAGCAGCCCCUCCGUCUCUGUGUUGUCCCGGGGCCUCAGUCCGGCAGAUGCCCCUCACACAGGCCUGACCACGGCAGAGUACUACCACCAGAUGGCCCUGCUGGCUGGACACAGGAGCCCGUACACGGCCGACCUCCUGCCCUCUGUGGCCUCUACCGCCGGGGCUACAGGAGCCAGUGCUCUACAUAUGGAGUACCUGCAGGCCAUGGACAGCUCGCGUUUCCCCAGUCCUCGGCUUCCAUCACGGCCCAGCAGGAAGCGGCCCCUGCCCAUCUCGCCCCUGUCUGAGCACAGCUUCGACCUGCAGACAAUGAUCCGGAACUCACCCAACUCCCUGGUCACCAUGCUCAACCACUCACGCUCCAGCUCCUCCACCAGCGGCUCCUAUGGACACCUCUCCGCAGGCGCCAUCAGUCCAGCCCUGAGCUUCGCCUAUCCCCCCACCCCUGUGGCCCUGCACGUCCACCAGCAGCUCAUGAGCAGACAGCCGGGCAUCGUGGGCUCCGCUUUCGGCCACAGCCCCCCUCUCAUCCACCCCACCCCCGCUUUCGCCACGCAGCGCCCCGUACCAGGCAUCCCACCACCGGGCCUGAGCGCCAGUGAACGCUCUGCCCUCUCCAACGACUCCUCUCAGACCAAACCAACCAGUGAAUCGGCCGUGAGCAGCACCGGAGACCCCAUGCACCACAAGCGCUCCAAACUCAAGCCUGAAGAGCAGCUGCCCAGCCCUGGCGUGCUCAGUGUCCAGGACCAUCCUGAUGGCAUGACUCUGGUGAAGGAGGAAGGGGACAAGGACGAGAGCAAACAGGAGCCGGAGGUGGUCUACGAGACCAACUGUCACUGGGAGAACUGCUGUCGCGAGUUUGACACACAAGACCAGCUAGUCCAACAUAUCAACAACGACCACAUUCACGGGGAGAAGAAGGAGUUCGUGUGCCGCUGGGAGGAGUGUUCUCGGGAACAGAAGCCCUUUAAGGCGCAGUACAUGCUGGUGGUCCAUAUGAGGCGCCAUACAGGGGAAAAGCCACACAAAUGCACAUUUGAGGGUUGUGCAAAGGCCUACUCACGUCUGGAGAACCUGAAGACUCACCUGAGGUCUCACACUGGAGAAAAGCCCUAUGUGUGUGAGCAUGAAGGCUGUAACAAGGCCUUCUCCAACGCGUCGGACCGCGCCAAGCACCAGAACAGAACACAUUCCAAUGAGAAACCCUACGUCUGCAAAAUCCCAGGCUGCACCAAACGCUACACUGACCCUAGCUCUCUCCGGAAGCACGUGAAGACGGUGCAUGGGCCCGAAGCGCACGUCACCAAGAAGCAGCGCGGAGACUACCCCCACCCACGCCCCCCACAGCCCAGAGAACCAGGGGCCCACGGGCAGGGCCGCUCCCCAGGCUCCCUGCCUCUGGGGCCCUUCUCUGACCAAAGGGAGUACAAUCAUUCUACCUCAAAACAGGACGACUGCCUGCAGGUCAAAUCUAUCAAGACAGAGAAGCCCAUGACGUCUCAGCCAAGCCCUGGCGGUCAGUCUGCAUGCAGCAGUGAGCAGUCCCCCGUCAGCUCCUAUCCCAGCGGUGGAGUCCAGUUUGCUGUGAGUGUGGGGGGCCUGGCAGGGGAGGGGCUAGAGGAGGAUGAGGAGAGAGAGGAGGAAGAGGAGGCUGAGGACGAGUGUGAGGGACAGGGAGCACCCAUCAUGGACUCCACCGUCUCCACGGCAACAGCCACCAUGCUAACCCUGCAGGCGCGUCGCAACCUGGGCCGGCCCCUGCGCUGGAUGGAGCACCUCAAGAUGGAGCGACUGAAGCAGGUGAACGGAGGUCUGCCCAGGCUGUCCCCAACACCCCCACCCAGAGCCCCCGCACCGCCUGCACCCAUGGGAAAGGGGCCGUGUGAGUCUCGCCCGUGGCCCAUGUCAGACCUGGGCAGUACGGAGCUCACGGUGCUGAGCUUGUGGAGGGAUCGUCGGGACAGCAGUGGCAGUGCAGCCAGCUCGGCCUACUUGAGCAGCAGCCUCUCCCCCUGCCUCUCCAGUCGCCGCUCCAGCCAGAACUCCACCCACCAGCGCCUCCACAACCGCAGCUCCACCGACUCCUAUGACCCCAUCUCCACCGAUGCCUCACGCCGCUCCAGCGAGGCCAGCCAGUGUGGAGGGGCGGGGGGCCUGGGCGGGUAUUCUGGGGGGGUGGGCUUAACGGGCUCCAGGGGGUCUCUGAGCUUGACCCCAGCUCAGCACUACCACCUGAAGGCCAAGUAUGCUGCAGCCACAGGUGGUCCUCCUCCCACUCCUCUGCCCAACAUGAAGCCUCACCCAGGAUCCAUGGAAGACAGCACCUCCAACCACUUGCCCCCUUUGGUGCGGCCUCAGCACUGCAGCAACACCACUGCUCACAUGGGUGCUCACUUGGGUGCUCACAUAGGUGCUCAAGUGGGUGCUCACGUGGGAUACAGGAGGAGGGUGCCUUACCCCGGGGAGGGGCCCAUGAGCGGAGCCCGCAGAGCCAGUGACCCUGUGCGGACACAAGUGUGUGAUUCUGGCAACACGGCCCCAAUGCAGCGCUUCAAUAGUCUUAACAACCUCCACCCUCUGCCCCCCCUCUCCCACCAUCCAGCUCCUGAACCCCGCCUGACCCUGCACAACUACACUGGUGCAGAGGGCAGCUCACAGCAGGCCGGCAACCCCAGCAUCGCGGAGCAGGCCGCUCUGGAGGCUCUGGCCAUGGAGGACAGUGGGGCAGGGCUGCUGCUGGGGGAUGAGUACAUCCUCCCAGAUGAGCUGGUCCACUACCUGCACUCACAGGCUCAGGCAGAAGGGGACUACCUGCAGCAUCAGGACCAAGCACCAGUGAGUCAAAGGGACUUCUACCAGCCACAAGGUGGCACUCUGGGACAAAGUAUAGCAUUCCCUCAGCACCAAGGAGCAGAGAGAAGGAGUCCCAGCAAACUGCCCAUCCAGUGGAAUGAGGUGAGCUCUGGCAGUGCAGACAUGUCUCCUCAGAGAGGAUCCUACUCCCAGUGUGAGAGGUGGUCCAGUGCAGAGCACAAACCCUUUGGACGCUUCUCCAACAUGGUGGUCCAACAGUGCAUCCCGGAGCUCCAAAGUGCUUGCAGUGGCAGCCCAGCUGUAAAGACAGAGUCCUCUCGGCUCUCCUCUAUGGAGCUGAGAGGCUCUCAUAAUACUCUGAACUUUAAACAGCAGUCUGCUCAUGGACCUCAGAAGCAGAACUACACAGCCUCCUGUCAUGUGGGAAACAAUCUGGUACUAAACAGAACCAUGGACAACCUGUGUGCACUGUCCCAAAGCUCAGGGCCCCCUCUUCACAGACUGCCCUUCGUCCCUCGACCCCCGGCCCACGGCAGGAACCACUCUGUGCGCAGCUACAACUCCCAGAGCUCUGAGAGGCCCGAGGGACUGCACCGUCUGCAGGGGGUCCAUCCACAGAGGAGUAGGACCAGCUGCCCUGCACCUCUGGGGCCUGGGGUCAAACUGGAGGCUCCGGAUGAUGGAUAUUUGGAGCAGGGGUUUGGGCAGCUCUCCUUUGAGUGUGUGGAGAAGCCAUCUCUGUGCCCUGUGCUGGAGGACCACCUCGGCUCUGCGGAGGAGGGCACAGGACAGGAGGCCUUGCUCUCCCCCGCCUCAGACCAGGUGACCAGCACAGUGGAGGCCUCAGUGGGAGUCCUGGAGGAGGCUGUGAGUCUGGACUUUGGGCUGAUGCUGGAGGACUACGACCAGGGCAGCCUGGUGUCAGGGGUGCUUAGCCCCUCCAUGUUUCAGGGAGUGUCCCGGACAUCGUCCAGACUCACCACCCCUCACGGCUCUGCAGCCUACACCUCCGGGGCCCCUGGGGCCCCUAUGGGCGCUGUGCCUCCUAUGGGCCCUGGACUGAACAACAUGGCCAUAGGGGACAUGAGCUCACUGCUCUCCAGUCUAGCAGAAGAGAGCAGGUUCCUGGCCAUCCUGCAGUAGCCUCAGUCCUACA